This is a messenger RNA of Leptopilina heterotoma, 2676 nucleotides long. Its product is annotated as xenotropic and polytropic retrovirus receptor 1. Gene Ontology annotation, cellular component: plasma membrane; cytoplasm; Golgi apparatus. Gene Ontology annotation, molecular function: inositol hexakisphosphate binding. NCBI's taxonomy places the organism in Eukaryota, Metazoa, Arthropoda, Insecta, Hymenoptera, Figitidae. Bases 258 to 2267 code for a protein of 669 amino acids. Gene Ontology annotation, biological process: phosphate ion transport; cellular response to phosphate starvation. The transcript is spliced from 10 exons. The record is from RefSeq and is a predicted model, not a curated record.
CAACCAAUCUCGUGACAAACGAAAAGUUACACAUUUUUCAUUGACAUUUCCCCAAGUACAUUUUUGUUAUCGUGCGGAAAAAUUUAUAAAAGAGACACACACAUUGUAUUAUUUAUUUUUCUUUUCGUUGAAAAGGAUAAAAAAUGUUUUUCACUUCUAUUUGCGUUUAUUUGACAGUUCCGUAAAAGUACAAAAGAAAAAGAAAUAAGGGUCAAAAAAAUAAAAUUUGUAACUGAUAUUUGGAAAAAAGUUCAAAAAUGAAGUUUGCCGAACAUCUUUCUGCUCAUAUUACGCCGGAAUGGCGAAAGCAAUACAUUAGUUACGAGGAAAUGAAAGCGAUGCUUUAUAGGGUGGUGGAGGAAGCACCAUCUUCAGAAACAACAGAACCGGAAGUCAUAUCAAGACAUUUUGCAACAUUCGAUGAAACAUUCUUUACAUUUUGUGAUCAGGAAUUGAAGAAAAUAAAUACCUUUUACUCUGAGAAGUUGGCAGAGGCAACACGAAAAUAUGCGGCAUUACAGAGCGAAUUGAAGAGUGCCCUGGAUGCCCAUCAAGGCGGUGGAAAAAACAAAGGGAAAACAAAUCAGAAACCCCAUUUGACAACAAGAAAAAUAAGAGAAUUAAAACUUGCAUUUUCUGAAUUUUAUUUAUCGCUAAUUCUCCUGCAAAAUUAUCAAAAUUUAAAUUACACUGGAUUUCGAAAAAUUCUCAAAAAACAUGACAAGCUUCUGUCUGUGGACACUGGAUCAAAAUGGAGAGAGGAGUGCGUGGAAGUUGCACAUUUUCACACAUCAAAGGAUAUUGAUAAAUUAAUUCAAGAUACAGAAACAUCGGUGACAAAUGGACUUGAGGGAGGCGAUCGUCAAAGAGCAAUGAAAAGACUUCGAGUUCCACCACUUGGUGAACAUCAAAGUCCAUGGACCACUUUUAAAGUUGGACUUUUUUCCGGCAGUUUCAUUGUUCUUUUCGUCACCGUCAUUCUCUCAGCAAUUUUUCACGAUGGCGGUGAAAAUUUGAAAGUAGCCUUUCUUCUGUAUCGUGGACCAUUACUUAUUGUACAAUUUCUAUUUCUAAUUGGAAUAAAUGUUUAUGGUUGGAGAUCGUCAGGUGUUAAUCAUGUAUUAAUAUUUGAAUUGGAUCCUCGAAAUCAUCUUUCUGAACAACAUCUCAUGGAACUUGCCGCAGUAUUAGGUGUCGUUUGGGCAUUGAGCAUUCUUAGUUUUUUGUACAGUGCAAGUUUAAGUAUUCCACCAUACGUUAAUCCCCUUGCACUCGUUAUAAUUAUGGUCGGAUUUCUCAUCAAUCCACUGAGAAUGUUUCGUCACGAGGCUCGAUUCUGGCUGAUGCGCAUUAUGUGGCGAGUGUUAAUUGCUCCAUUGGUAUUUGUGAAUUUCGCUGAUUUCUGGCUGGCGGAUCAGCUCAACAGUCUUGCAACUGCAUUUUUGGAUUUUCAAUUUCUCCUUUGUUUUUAUAUAACCAAUGGAAAUAAUUGGCUCGAAGCUGGACGUACAGAUCAAUGCACAUCAGGUUCUCUAAUUAUUAGACCAUUGGUGAAUUGUUUGCCAGCAUGGUUUCGUUUUGCCCAAUGCAUAAGACGUUAUCGUGAUUCCAAGGAGGCUUUUCCCCAUUUAUGGAACGCUGGAAAAUAUUCGACAACUUUUCUCGUUGUCACUGCAACAUCAUUGCGUUUCUAUUAUAAAGGGAGUUAUGAUAAUCAUUGGGAAAGUCCAUGGUUUUGGUUUUGGCUUGGAAGUUGUCUUUUGAAUUCAAUUUAUUCGCUGACGUGGGAUUUGAAAAUGGAUUGGGGCCUUCUCGACAGUAAUGCUGGUGAAAAUAAAUUUUUACGAGAGGAAGUUGUUUAUUCAUCUUAUGGUUUUUAUUACUUCGCAAUGAUAGAAGAUACAAUAAUUCGAUUUUCAUGGGUCGCUACAUUUAUUCUUCACGAUUAUUUUUCCGUUUCAAACGAUUUACUGAUGUCAGUAGUUUCUCCGCUGGAAGUUUUUCGACGUUUUGUUUGGAACUUCUUCCGAUUGGAGAACGAGCAUCUGAACAAUUGCGGUAAGUUUCGAGCAGUAAGAGAUAUUUCAAUAGCGCCAAUAGAGAGUUCCGAUCAAACGCAAAUAUUGCGCAUGAUGGAUGAAGAAAAUGGAGUGAUUAAUCGAGGCAAACGUAAAGGUAUUGGUAAUAAAAAAGCCAAUCAAAAAGAAGACAAACGCUUAUUACUUAAAGACGAAACAAUUGACUUGGAUGCAUCGACAGUCAGUUGAGAGAACAAAGAAGCAAAAACAAAAAUUUACAAUUGUUAAUUAAAGCACUAGUUGAAUAUUUCUUUUCUCUCUAAAACCACUUGCCUUAACGUUUAUUCGCUCAAACAAAAUGGUCACACAGCUGAAUUUUAAUUUAAAAAAAGGGAAGGAAUUAAGAAAAACUAUUAUAAGUGCCUUUUUCUAGCGUUUACUGAUUGAAAUUACUAUUUUUAUUGUUCGUUGCAUUUUGUUAAUAUGAGUAAAGAGAGAAAGAAAGUGAGAAUGAGAAUUAAGACGUUUGGCCAAAGAAAAAACAAAUUAAAUUCAAUUCCCAACAAAAAGUUUCUAAUUUAUUUUCGAUUAUUAAUUAUUAAUUUCAAGGAAUAAACGAAUUAUCGAUAAUUAUUAUAAUAAUAAUACAAAUUAUUUU